Messenger RNA from Scatophagus argus, 989 nucleotides. It is a transcript of the gene ccl36.1, whose product is annotated as chemokine (C-C motif) ligand 36, duplicate 1. Lineage: Eukaryota; Metazoa; Chordata; Actinopteri; Scatophagidae. Gene Ontology annotation, biological process: G protein-coupled receptor signaling pathway; cellular response to interleukin-1; neutrophil chemotaxis. Gene Ontology annotation, cellular component: extracellular region. Bases 333 to 974 code for a protein of 213 amino acids. The record is from RefSeq and is a predicted model, not a curated record. Gene Ontology annotation, molecular function: CCR chemokine receptor binding; chemokine activity. The transcript is spliced from 7 exons.
UAACAGUUUUAGCCUUUGUAGAAAUAUUUAAUGGUUUUGCUGUAUUUCACCGUCAUGCUUUGAGUUGCAUCUCUGGGCUAACCACACAGCUGCAUUUCCUCUGCAGCCUACCACUCAACCUUUCAACAACUGAGCGGAAAGUUUCUAUCUAUUCUCCUUGAAACCACAAACGCCCUCCUCCUUUCAUACCAGGUGACAACUCUUUUGACACUUUUGAUCCUGAUAAACGCAACACCACAACCACAUGUCGUUUAGAUGCCCUUGUCUGUAGGUGAAGAGCAGUCGUGUCAUUAAUCAGCUGAGUUCAUUUUCACGUCCAGGAGAGUAUCAAGAUGAGGACAAGUCACAUCGUUCUGCUGUGCAUCUUGGGAGCUGCACUGCUUUCUUCAGUGAUCUGCAAGAAUGAAAUUGGUCCUGACGACUGCUGUUUCACUUUCUACCCAAGAAGACUGAGAAAAACCUUAAUCCGCUCAUAUUACAUGACUGACUUUCGCUGCCCAAAGACUGGAGUCAUUCUGGUUUCACAGAAGUCCCGUCACAUCUGUGCAGAUCCGAAUCUCUCCUGGGUUGGGAGCAUCAUACAAAGUCUGGAUGAAAACUCCAUCUGCCAGCAGAUGGUGCUGCAGGAGAGUAUCAAGAUGAGGACAAGUCACAUCGUUCUGCUGUGCAUCUUGGGAGCUGCACUGCUUUCUUCAGUAAUCUGCAAGAAUGGACUUAAUCAUAACGACUGCUGUUUCACUUUCUACCCAAGAAGACUGAGAAAAACCUUAAUCCGCUCAUAUUACAUGACUGACUUUCGCUGCCCAAAGACUGCAGUCAUUCUGGUUACACAGAAGUCCCGUCACAUCUGUGCAGAUCCGAAUCUCUCCUGGGUUGCAAGCAUCAUACAAAGUCUGGAUGAAAACUCUUUUGAACCAGCUGCCCCUCCAUCCGUCUUAAAUGUUACUAAUGCUUUUAAUAUGGAAAUCUGUUGAUUCUGUAUGAUUCAA